This is a messenger RNA of Sclerotinia borealis F-4128, 1248 nucleotides long. The record is from the annotation of a GenBank genome assembly. Lineage: Eukaryota; Fungi; Ascomycota; Leotiomycetes; Helotiales; Sclerotiniaceae.
AUGGCUAUUCUCGACUCUCUACCUGGAAUCGAGGUUACGAUCUGCGUUGAUGGCGAGCCAUUACUAGAAUACGAAAAUAAUGAAGAUGACAUUGAGAUUGGGAUUGAUGAAGGAGUUGAUGAGGAUGUCACAAAGCAUCAGCGCUCUGUGACUGUCAAGAAUUAUAUUGAAUCUACUGCAGGUAGUUUCUUUGGUAUCCAGUGCUCCGUGGAAGAUUCGUAUAGAUAUACGGGUGAUUGUACAGAGAUAGGUUUUCAUCAAAUUGUCGAUGGCAUCCGCUUGCCCUCUUAUGACUUCGUAGAUAUCGACGAUUUCUUUAAAUCCGGAUUUGCAAGCACUUUAUUCAUUGAGGGUGCAUACUUGGAUUCUACAGAAGGGGACACAUUACGAACGUUCAAGUUUGUUGAGAUACGCAGCACCCAUGACAACGAUAAGACUGUUCCUACCAAUGCCACGACGAAGGCAUUAUCAAUCGGCGAAAUUGAAGUCUGGGUGUAUCGCGAAAUGUUUCUGAUGGAGGACGAGCGAAGAGAAGUUGGAGAACUAACGGCUUUAAAUUCCGAAGUGACUGUUAUUGAAGAAGCUCUGAAGGGAAAAGCAGUAUCGCAUGGUACAUCAUACGGUAAAUCAGAGCCCAUUGAUAUUACUGAUUGGGAGAGGUUUGAGUUUUGUGGUGAUGGCGAGGAUUACCCAAUUGCGAUAUUCAAGUUUAGAUACGGCUCCAAGAAGGAUCUCCAGGCUCUUGGGGUGAUCGAGAGGACUCCUGAGCCGGAACUUGAGUUAAAGUUUGAACCAGAAAGUAUGCUGGAGCCGAAGCUCAAGUCUGAGCCCGAAGCCAGUCAAGAUCCUAUCUCGGCGAUUGCUACAGUACCAACUGCCUCUCCUAACGUCGCACUACCAAUGAAUCCCCCAAAUAUGAACUUUCAUUCUUUGGAUCCGACACAGACUGGCCAACUGUUUGGGCAAUUCCUGCAAUAUUUGCAAACCCAGGGAGGGAUACAGUCUGCACAGACACCUGCAUCAUCUUUGCAAGGCACCAUCGCCACGGUGAUUCCAGCUCCACCCAAAUUUACACGAGCCAGUAUCAAUGCCAGUGUAGCCACCCCAGAUCCCCCAGUCAAGCGUGAGAGGGAAGAAAAUGAGACUGGGGGUCGCAAGAAACGUCGGAAGCAAAUCGGAAAACACAUCAUCGAUCUUACUGAGAACGAUUCUGACGAUGAGAUUGUCAUCGAUCUUGAUUCGGAUUGA